Molecule: messenger RNA, 2076 nt
Organism: Nannospalax galili (Upper Galilee mountains blind mole rat)
Lineage: Eukaryota; Metazoa; Chordata; Mammalia; Rodentia; Spalacidae
Gene: Cfap206
Product: cilia and flagella associated protein 206
Exons: 14
Coding region: 59-1927 (622 amino acids)
Biological process (GO): sperm axoneme assembly; regulation of cilium beat frequency; regulation of flagellated sperm motility
Cellular component (GO): ciliary basal body; axoneme
Source: RefSeq, a predicted model, not a curated record
UACUAAUAAAGAAGCUGGCUUCCGAAGAGGUGAGAACCGGUUUCAGCUGGACGCCACAAUGCCUCCCACUCAAGCGGAAAGUGUUAUAAAGAAUAUUAUAAGAGAAAUAGGACAAGAAUGCUCAGCCCAUGGAGAGAUUGCUUCUGAAACAGUUGUUGCUUUUAUGGUCAAAGCUGUUGUCCUUGACCCAGGUAAUGGCUUCAACAUGGAUAGGACACUCAUAAAAAGUGAUGUGAAGAAACUUGUUAAGCUUUGUGUGGCACGGCUAUUGGAUAGUAAAAACCCAUCCCUGGAUACAAUUAAGAUGCAGGUCUACUUUGAUAUGAAUUACACAAGUCGAGAGGACUUUCUUGAAGAACAUCACCGGGUCUUGGAGUUCAGAUUAGGCUCUGUUAGCAGAGAAAUUACAGACAACAGAGCAUGUGCUAGAGAAGAACUGGAAAGCCUUUACCGAAAGAUUGUCAGCUAUGUGUUACUACGAUCUGGGCUUGGAUCCCCCACAGACAUCAAGGUUGUCAGAGAGGCAACAGCUGCUCUUCAGAGUGUUUUUCCUCAGGCUGAGCUUGGAACAUUUCUUACUCUUGGUAAGAAGGAUAAAGAAUGCCAGUUGAAAGAGCUCACCAUGAUUGUUACUGGAAUUCGAUUAUUUAACAGAGACUGUGGAAGAGGAGGAGAAGGCAUUGAUGAUUUGCCAGCUAUUCUCCAAGAAGCAAUUCCAGGAACCACACAGCAUAUUGAGUCCCAGCUUCAGAUUGCCCAGGAACAGGCAUUUCGCUACACAGCCAUCCUUGAAAAAGUAACAAAGAAUACACCCAUGAGCAAAGAACUUGAGCCGCACAUGUUAAAGGAAGCUCUCUAUAAUAUUCGACAGUAUGAGAUCUUCCUUCAGAUUGUUUUGUCAGAUAUAAUUACUUGUGCUCAAGAAGUGGAAAUGAUGAUAAAGCAGUUAGCAGCUCAACUGGAACAAUUAAAAAUGACAGUAAAAUCAAAGACAGCUGUCCCAACAUCACAAGUCUUUCCCAUCUUCAUUGCACUAGCCAGUCUGUGGGUUAGUUUUCAGGAUGAAACUGUUUUGAUUAGUGUCCUCAGUAAUUUGACCACUAACCUUGAGCUAUUCCUGGGCACUCACGAACUUCUCUUUCCUGAGAAAGUGAUAAAAGAUCUUCUUGAUGGAGCGACUGUGAAAACUGAUCUGUGUAGAAUUAAAGAACACAUGGAAGAAAGAGUACAGUUGGCAGAUUUCAGAAAAUUGGAAUGGCUUUUUCCAGAAACAACAGCAAAUUUUGAUAAACUGCUAAUUCAGUAUCGGGGAUUUUGUGGCUACACAUUUGCUGCAACAGAUGGUCUUCUCCUUCCAGGAAAUCCAACAAUUGGAAUUUUGAAAUACAAAGAAAACUAUUACACUUUCAAUACCAGAGAUGCUGCAUAUUCAUUCGCAGAAAAUCCUGAACAUUAUAUUGAUCUAAUUAAAGAAAAGGCCAAAAAGAAUGCAGAAUUAAUUCAGCUACUGGAACUUCAUCAACAGUUUGAAACUCUCAUUCCAUAUUCUCAGAUGAGAGAUGUUGAUAAACAUUACAUAAAACCAAUUACAAAAUGUGAAAAUAUCACACAGACAGAUACACAUAUACUGCCACCAACUACCGUGAGAUCAUAUGAGUGGAAUGAAUGGGAAUUAAGAAGAAAAGCUAUAAAAUUGGCUAAUUUGCGCCAGAAAAUUACUCACUCUGUACAAACUGAUCUUAGUCACAUGAGAAGAGAAAAUUCCUCACAGGUGUACCCUUUGAAAGAUGCUAGCACACAGUCCAUAAAAGAAGGCAGCUCUCGAGUACCCAGGCCCCAGAUUUACAUAGCUGGUCUUCGAGGGGGACAAAGCAAAACCACUCAUGGGGUAAAGGUAAACUUGACUAGAGCAGCUGAUGAAACCUAGAGAUGGCACUUUAAAAGUUUUUCAUCAGUUAUGAAGUAUAGCGGAUACAUCUGUGAAUGUUAGUUUUGUGGGGGUGGUACAGUCACUGAUUGUGUGAACGUUUAUUAGAUCCCUGUAUUCUAUCUGACUGCUGUAAAAAUGUCAAAGUA